AUGGAGCCUCCAUCGCCGCGCCUGCCGCCGCCGCCACCGCCUUUCUCGCAAGAGGGUGGCACGAGUACAAGUGGCUCGUUGCCGCAACCAUCCGAGAUAGGCCACGUUUUCAUUUUGCAUUGUUCCAUCACCGGCUUUGCCGCGGAUGCGUUCCUCCUCCCUCACGACGCGCAGGAUAGCGGUCAAGACGGGCUGAAGCUGACGAUGCUCCGUGGAUUUGGUGGCCGUGACGGCGUCGGAUCGAUACGACAGUAUCGCGGGAAGAUUGCCGCUGAGCAUUAUGGUGGUGAGAGCGAGGCGACAAUCAAGUCCAAAGUGGUUGCCGUCGUGGCCGCGUUCCUCAAGGAGGCGGGCAGCGCGCUCAAGGGGCAGGUCAGUGGCCUUGGCCGGCCCAGGCCUCUGUUGGGUCUGCCUCUGCCAGGCGUCGGGCUGAUGGACAAGAAUGACACCAUCAAGGAGGAGGGCCUCAUCGUAGAGGAGGUGCUGCCGAUGAUGUACCACGCCGUGCGAGACUUUGGCGUCGAUUGCGCCGUGUGCACCACCGACUCGGGCGCCUUCCGGGUAAUGCAGGUGCUGCGCGAAAAGCACUGCCCUUCAGACAGAGCGGGGCCCUUCUGGAUGCUCUCGGAGGAACAGCUUGGCACCUGCCAGCACUUGGCCUCGGCGGCGGCCGAGGACCGGCUCGCGCUCUUCUUGGGCGCGGGCGUAAGCUUCCCCUCGGGGCUGCCGUCGUGGGAGGGUCUGCUAGAGACGCUCUCCCGCCGCGCUGGCUUUAGCGACGCGGAGCGGGCUUCACUGAGCCGGCUCAACUACCUCGACCAGGCGUCGCUCAUUCGCGAUCGGAUCGGCGGCGAGAAGACGUUCAAGGAGGAGGUGAGGCGGUGUGUGCAGAGGGGCAGAUAUACUCCAGCGCAUGCGAUCGCUGCGACGCUUCGGAUGACAGCCAUCACGACCAAUUAUGACGACCUAUACGAGGACGCCUGCCAAUCGGCCGGCGGCCACUGUCUGCGCAUCCCGUGGGAGGCGUACAAGCUCGACCGCGAGGAGGAUCGCGACAAGAAGCCGCUGCAUGUGCUGAAGCUGCACGGCUGCGUCUCGCGCCCCACCUCCAUUGUCCUCACGCGGCAGGACUACAUGCGUUUCGAGGACCACGGGCGGGCACUGCGCGGAGUCGUGCAGCAGGAGCUGCUCUACAAGCAGUGCCUCUUCGUUGGGUGCAGCAUGACGGACGACAACGUGCACCUCAUCAUCGACCAGGUGCGCAAGGCGCUGUACAAGGACAUGGAGCCGGAGCAGAUGAGAGAGAUCAAGAUGGGUACCAUCCUCACCCUCGUCGAGAACCCGAUGUUCCGUCGCCUCUGGGAGGACGACUUUGAUAUUGUCUCGUGCUGCGAGGCGGAGCACGCGAGCGAGGAAAAGGCGCAUGCCGCCUGGAUUCACGACGCUCUGCUCGAUUGCAUCGGCUGGAUGAGCGAGAGGGGGCGGGCGUAUGACGCCUUCAUCCUCGACGCGAAGUUUGGGACGCUCCUCGAGGACUGGCAGCUCCAGGUGAAGGAGGCACUGCAGCCGCUGGUGCGGCUCUAUGGCUCCGACGAGGUGCGCGAGUCACCGGGAUGGGAGUCGGUCGUCUCUCUGCUGAAGAUGUUUGGGGAAAAGUUCGACAGCGAUGGUCGCCCCCUCGCGUUCUCGCGAGAGACACGGACCGCGGUCAAGGAGGCUGGCCUCUUCCGGCUCGACUCGGCGCUAUUUUGGGAGCGACGCAUCAAGUAUGAGUCCCGGCUGGACGAAGGCCUCGACCAGCUGGUGGGUGCGGCAGCGCCGGGGCGGGAUGGGACCAGCUCGCUAGCCUCAGAGUAA
Molecule: messenger RNA, 1857 nt
Organism: Emiliania huxleyi CCMP1516
Lineage: Eukaryota; Haptophyta; Isochrysidales; Noelaerhabdaceae
Exons: 2
Coding region: 1-1857 (618 amino acids)
Source: RefSeq, a predicted model, not a curated record